Neltuma alba is the source of this 2773-nucleotide messenger RNA. RefSeq lists its product as uncharacterized. The transcript has 4 exons. Lineage: Eukaryota; Viridiplantae; Streptophyta; Magnoliopsida; Fabales; Fabaceae. The coding region runs from base 1 to 2769 and encodes 922 amino acids. The record is from RefSeq and is a predicted model, not a curated record. Gene Ontology annotation, cellular component: membrane.
AUGAAGGGAUUAUCACACCCAGCCAAAACAUUCUACUGUUUUGUGGUUCUGUUAUGUUCCUUCUAUUGCUUUGCUGAUUAUGGACCAUACUGUGCGAAUUGGAUACAAAAUCAGCCAGAAUGUGAUGCUUGUGUGUCAUUUGGGGAAGGUUACAAGUUGGAUUUUUCAGAUAGCUUCGAUAGUGACACUAAUGUGGGCUAUGGGGUUCCAACUGCCCACAAUAGUAUUGAAAGCAUGUGCCGAAAUACUCAUACAUUCUGCUUUCCUUCGACAAUAUCUGGAUAUUCAGACCAACAGAGAAGUCUGAAAGAAGCUUCUUUAGAAGAUUCUAGUAGUAAGUACAAUGGUCCAUUUGGCGUAGAACUAACUCAAGAUAGCCACCAGGCAAGUAACAGAAGUUGGUCAUCUGACUAUGGUAUGUUUGAGCUACUUAACGGGGGAGUCGUUUCUUGCUCUUUGAACUCAAGAGAAGGAAUUAAUGAUGCUCCAUUAUUUGAAACUGAGGGUGGUCAUAAAGAUGAUCUUUCUUCCUGUGGAGGAGCUUUAUUUUGGCAGAAGGCAAUACCUUCCUCGCCAAAGAACUCCAAGAUGGUUGAAUCCAGUUUCUUCUCACCCAAUGUAAGAAUUGGCCCUACUGUGCUGGACUGGGGACAAAAUUGUUAUUCUUUUGUUUUCUUCCCUAGAUGCCUGGGCCUGUCUUCAGCUCACUUGAUUUUGCAAACAAGUUAUGGCGGAUUCUUUGUGGAGGCUAAAGGGUAUGCGACUGAAUCUCCCUAUGGUAUUCAGCCCCUGCUAGGUCUGGAAAUUUCCCCCGGUGGAAUGUUGAGCAAGAAUUUUUCGUUGUUCAACUCCUUUGAUGAAACCAUAUAUGUUGAUGAAAUAACUGCUUGGAUUUCAGUUUCAUUGGGGCAUAAUUCUGUUGAAACCGAAGCAAUUUGUAGUAUAAAUAAUAUUCAUGCUUUUGAUAACCUACUCUUCCCGAUUAUUAAGGAUCGAUUGGUUGUGAAGAGUGGCCAAAUUGAUUCACCUGUCGUAGCAAUUAGGCCCCAUCGAAACUGGGAGGUUAGUCCACAUAGCUCUGAAACUCUCCUAGAGAUAGAUAUUUCUGUGGGAACGGAGGGAAAAGUAUUUGGUGCAUUUUGCCUGCAUUUACUCAGAUCUUCACAAGAACAGUCUGAUACUAUCAUGGUUCCUAUUGAGGCUGCAGUAGUUAGCAAUUCUGCCCGUGACACUGUUGGUAUACAUAUUUCAGCAAGUCUCGAGGCUCUAACUCCAUGUGAUGGUGGUGAAACUGUUAUCAUUAUCUCCAUAAGAAAUGAUGCCCCUUAUCUUUCAAGCUUUGUUAAAAUUGUAGAAGUUGCUGACUCUCAGAUUUUUCACAUCAAAUAUGUGGAAGGCUUGCUACUUUUCCCCAGCACAGUUACACAAGUUGCAAUUAUUUAUUGUAGUCAGCUGCGCACCAAAUUACUUGACUUGUCACCUGGAGAGUCUAACUUGCGAGAUAACUGCAAGCUUCUCAUUCUUACAAAUGACUCAACUAGUACCCAAAUUGAAAUUCAGUGUGAGAACAUACUACAUAUAUGUUUUGGUGAUCGCUGGCUUUCAUCUAUUGGAUUAGAGCAUGAGACUAAGUACAUCGAAUUGGGAGAUCUAGGGGCAGGUUAUGUGGCCAGAAGCAUGGAAGUGCCACCACAUGUUAAGGAUAUAGGGACAGCAGAUGUUGAUGAAUUAGUUCUUGGAAACUGGAUGUCUCAAGGGAAAACAAGUGGCAUGUCUGUGCUUGAAAACCUUGAUGUGUUAUUCCCAGUGAUUCAAGUUGGAAGUUUUGUCCCCCAGUGGAUCACUGUAAAAAACCCUAGUGAGCAUCCAGUUGUAAUGCAGCUUAUCUUGAAUGCUGGAGAAAUAAUUGAUGAAUGCAGGGGUCCAGAUGGAUUAGUAAGCCCAUCUUCGUCUGGUAAUUUGGUUUUAGAUGAGUCCACAACUCCAACAAAGUAUGGAUUCUCAGUACCUGAGGCUGCAGUAACAAAGGCUUUUGUACACCCUUAUGGUCGUGUAUCUUUAGGGCCAAUAAUUUUUUACCCAUCAGAUAGAUGUGGGUGGAGUGGUUCAGCAUUGAUAAGGAACAACCUUUCAGGCGUUGAGUGGUUAUCUCUAAGGGGAUUUGGAGGGUCAGUUUCCCUAGUCAUGCUUGAGAAGUCUGAGCCUGUUCAGAGUUUAAAUUUUGAUAUUGAAAUGGCCGGGCACCUCAAUCUUUCUCUUCCAUAUGCCUUACUUCACGUUAAAGAGAUGGCUUCAGCCUGUUCACAUUCAUUAGUGAAAGAGCUCUAUGCCAAGAACACAGGAGACUUACCAUUGGAGGUGUUAGGUAUCAGAGUUUCUGGGAGGGAAUGUGGAUUGGAUGGUUUUAUGGUUCAUUCUUGUAGAGGUUUUGUUUUGGAACCUGGGGAGUCAACGGAGCUUCUGAUAUCUUACCAAAGUGAUUUUUCUGCAGCCAUGGUGCAUCGUGAUCUUGAACUUGCCUUGGCUACUGGUAUUUUUCUGUUACCCAUGAAGGCAAGUUUCCCUCAUGAUAUGCUGAGUAACUGCAAGAAAUCCAUGUUUUGGGUGCGAGUGAAAAAACUCUUUCUGGGAUUCUUUCUCCUUACAUCCUUACUUUAUGUGGUAUUCUGCAUCAUAUUUCCUCAAACCACUGCACAUGGCUCCUUGGACUUCAUGUGUAAGGGUGAUGACAAUAACAAUAUCCCCACCACUGUGAAAAAUGCGUGGUAAAACC